Molecule: messenger RNA, 510 nt
Organism: Rotaria sp. Silwood2
Lineage: Eukaryota; Metazoa; Rotifera; Eurotatoria; Philodinida; Philodinidae
Source: the annotation of a GenBank genome assembly
AUGAAUUGGCUCUUCAAAGAACAAGCUCUUUUACCGCAAAUUAUUGCAGUCAAAUAUUGUAAAGGUGCAAAUAAUACAGCUGAUGACAACAUUUCGCGACAUUUUUCUCCUUCAGUAGUUAGCAAUACUCGUUCCUCUCGUAUCGAUCAAAUACAUGAUGAAUGGCCAAUUGGUCCUGAACAAUGGUCCGAAGAAGCCCUCAAACCACAGCGUAUACCACUUAUUCGGCCAUCGGUUUCAACAAAUAGUCUUUCUUCUAGGACCACUACUAAUUUAGAACUUAAUGCCGUUACAACCAGAGCACAAGCUAAACCCCUCACUCUACAGAUCCCAUCUCCAACGACUAAUUCACUAACAUCCACCAUAGUCCAAUCUUCAGCCUUUUCUUCACCAUCAACUAAUCCACUCUAUGAUUUUAGUCUAUCACUUAUUUGUUUUGAACAAGAACAAGAUCCGUUUAUUCAAACAAAAAUUCAACAAGUUCGCAACAAACAAAAUCAUCAAGGGUAA